CCGGAAAUUGGCUGCGACGCCGCGACGUUUGGUGUUCUGUUUGGAGACGCUGGGAAAAGUCUGCGUGGUGUGUUAAGUAGGAAUGGACACUCAGAAGGACGUUCAACCCCCAAAGCAGCAGCCAAUGAUCUAUAUCUGUGGAGAAUGUCACACAGAAAAUGAAAUAAAAUCCAGGGAUCCAAUCAGAUGCAGAGAAUGUGGAUACAGAAUAAUGUACAAGAAAAGAACUAAAAGAUUGGUGGUUUUUGAUGCUCGAUGAAACAUGGGAAUUCAGAGGAGUGUCUUUCUUUGUACCUGGAUUUGACCCUUGAAUGUUUCUCGUUAUUAUACAGCUUUUUAUUUAGCACAUUUAUCUUAUGAAUACAACUAUAUACAUAUGAUUCCAUUUUAUUUCAUUUUCCAAGUCAAAUUGUGUUUAGGUAUCAGUAAUUUGUGUAAAGACUCUUGUUUAAUUAAAUGACUUAAUUUAAUUUUAUUGUAUUGUGUGAUCAGACACAAAAUGAAAAAUUAAAAUUGCUUCCCCAAAUCACACUUUUAAUUACACGCUUGUUAGAAAUGGAAGUUUCUAAAGUCCUGUAAAAUUCUGAUGAAAGAAGUUCCUUGGAAACUAUAAUUAUAUGUUGUGAACUGUUGGUAAACUCUCUAGCAUUAUUUGGUACAGAUUAAACUAGUCUCCUUCUAUAAAGRUAUAAAAAAUUCAAAACUAGUAGGUAAAAUCAGAAAUGAAUAGACAUAAAGGAAUAGCUGAGAAUAUGUAAAAACAAGUUGCUUCUUCACGUAUACAGGGUCAUAUGCAUGCCUACCCUUCUGAAAUAAGUUCUGUAUAGAAAAUUAGUCAAGG
This is a messenger RNA of Urocitellus parryii (Arctic ground squirrel), 841 nucleotides long. It is a transcript of the gene Polr2k, whose product is annotated as RNA polymerase II, I and III subunit K. The record is from RefSeq and is a predicted model, not a curated record. Lineage: Eukaryota; Metazoa; Chordata; Mammalia; Rodentia; Sciuridae. Gene Ontology annotation, molecular function: zinc ion binding; DNA binding. Gene Ontology annotation, cellular component: RNA polymerase I complex; RNA polymerase III complex; RNA polymerase II, core complex. Gene Ontology annotation, biological process: DNA-templated transcription.